This is a messenger RNA of Paramecium tetraurelia, 1764 nucleotides long. RefSeq lists its product as uncharacterized. The transcript has 5 exons. The record is from RefSeq and is a predicted model, not a curated record. Gene Ontology annotation, molecular function: ATP binding; protein serine/threonine kinase activity. Lineage: Eukaryota; Ciliophora; Oligohymenophorea; Peniculida; Parameciidae. Gene Ontology annotation, cellular component: cytoplasm; autophagosome. Gene Ontology annotation, biological process: autophagy; autophagosome organization; protein autophosphorylation.
AUGUAUUUGGCUUAGAAAUAGAUGUACUCAUAACAUCCAUCUUAUACUAAUGGAUCAUCACAAAAUGUUAAAAAGAUGAUUGAGAACUUUUCAUAUGGACUUCAUUAAUAAAUUGGAAAAGGAUUCAGCAGUAAGGUCUAUAAAGGACAAAAUGAAGUCACAGGUGAGACAGUGGCUAUUAAGGUAAUCGACAAAGCCUUAUUGAAGACACCGUUGCAUCAUGCCUUAUUGCAAAGUGAAAUUGAGGCACUUAGUACUUUAGAUAGUCAAUAUAUAAUGAAAUUAUACAAAGUAUUUCAAACAUAAAAUAAUACUUACUUGAUUACAGAGUUUUGCGAAAAUGGCGAUUUGGGAAGCAAAUUAACUAAGAUUGGAAAAUUUCCAGAGCAACAAGCCCAAAACGUUAUAUUUGGAUUGGUGAAAGCCUAUAAAUUACUGAAAUAGAAUGGUAUAAUACAUAGGGACAUUAAACCUGCUAAUGUGUUAUUGUCAGGAUGUGGAACUCCAAAAUUAGCAGACUUUGGAUUUGCAACUACUCCUAAUUCUCCUCCAUUGUUACCUAAUGUUAAUGUUGGUAGUCCACUUUAUAUGAGUCCACAAGCCUUAAAAAACAAUAAAUAUUCUGAUAAAUCUGACAUUUGGGCUAUUGGAGUUUCAGCCUUCGAGAUAAUAUUUGGAUAAGUUCCUUGGUAGGCAACAAGUGAAAAGGAAUUAGGAUAGAAAAUGGUGAGUGUGCCUUUAACAUUCCCCUCAUCCACUAAAGUUAGUUAAGAAUGCAAGGAAUUCAUUAAACGUUGUUUAGUUGUAAAUGAAUAAGAAAGAGCAUCAAUAGAUGAACUAGAAAAGCAUCCUUGGAUAAGAGGACCUGAAUUAGCCUUCUAAGUUAAUAAAUAACCAGCCUUAUUGAAAUAAAAAACUUUAGAACAACCAAAGGAAGGCAAAGAAAAUAGUGCCAAAAAAUUACCUGGAGAUUCUAUUCAUAGAAGCGGAAAGAAGCACACUACUCAAAUUACCAAACCUUUAGGAUAAUAAUCAAAAUAAACUGAAACCAGUUCUUUUGAAAUCAAAAGUAACACUUCCAACAUUGAAUACACUAUCAUGUCUCAAAUCAAUUUUUGCAAGUAUUUAUUUAGAGUUGCGAAUUUGAUUGAAAGUACUAAUCUUUUUAGAUCUGAAUUAAUAAGGGACAAGUUAUUAUUCUUUGCUAUUAAAAAUAUCAUGAUCAAAAUGUAUAAACUUAAAGACAUUGAUUCCAAUUCUCUUGAUAUUUAAGGAUUUGAUGCAUACAAGACUUCAAGUUAGUUUUAAUAAACAUAAAUUACUAUUUAGUAACAUUUUACUAAGUACUAAUCUUACUUUAAAAAUAUUUGGUCCAUGCUAUAAUCCAAUAAAAAUGAGUUGUCGAUUGACAAAAAGUUUGAUGCUGUUUUUGAUGAAAAUUUCACUGAAUUCGAAUCAUUUUAUAUCAUCUUUAAUUCUGUAUUGCGUCAAGCAAUUAAGGAAUUACAAAAGGAAAUUGAUAAAAAAUUAGGCUCAGAUGACUUAUCCAAAAGUCUACCCGUCGAUAUGGAAAAAGAUGUGGUGUUAUUGGAUUACUUAGUCACAUACUUUUAAUUAUCUCAAUUGACAUUGGAAACCUUUAAUAAACCUUAUGAAUUCGCAUAGAAAUCAAAAAUAGAACAUAUUGCAGAAGGCAGCCCUGUCAGAUUGACAUAUGGACACUUUAUUGAAAUCAAAAAUAAAAUGAGUGACUUAGAAGUUUGA